Messenger RNA from Drosophila serrata, 5094 nucleotides. RefSeq names its product trinucleotide repeat containing adaptor protein gawky (gene gw). NCBI's taxonomy places the organism in Eukaryota, Metazoa, Arthropoda, Insecta, Diptera, Drosophilidae. The record is from RefSeq and is a predicted model, not a curated record. Gene Ontology annotation, biological process: positive regulation of nuclear-transcribed mRNA poly(A) tail shortening; miRNA-mediated gene silencing by inhibition of translation. Gene Ontology annotation, cellular component: P-body; nucleoplasm. Gene Ontology annotation, molecular function: protein binding; nucleic acid binding.
GAAUAUCGGUUUUAAUAAGAGGAAGUACUUUCAUGUAUUCGAGGUUGCCUUUAUUUUAGAGCAAAGACACAUGAAUAGUUAAUUGAAGCGAUUUUACGUUUGUUCGUGAGUGCGAUGCUGGAAUAGUUGAUGAAGCAAAAGAACAGCAGUUGAAGUUGGAGCAUUUUAACACUAUGCGCGAAGCACUAUUUGCCCAAGAUGGGUGGGGAUGUCAGCAUGUCAAUCAGGAUACAAAUUGGGAAGUGCCCAGUUCACCGGAACCAACCAAUAAGGAUGCAAGCGGUGGACCGCCUAUGUGGAAGCCCAGCAUUAACAAUGGUACCGACUUGUGGGAGUCGAAUUUAAGAAAUGGCGGUCAGCCAACGGCUCAGCAAGUUCCAAAGCCCUCAUGGGGUCAUACGCCAUCGUCCAACUUGGGCGGAACUUGGGGUGAAGAUGAUGAUGGAGCGGACAGUAGUAGUGUUUGGACGGGAGGGUCAUCGGGGAUCAAUAACGUCGCCGGAUCUGGACCGACAGUGGGCCAAGUCGUGAAUCAAGGCGGCGGUAAUGGUGGAGUAAAUGUGGGACCCGGUGGUGUUGUUGUCUCAUCUGGUGGACCACCACAGUGGGGACAAAAUGUGAUUGGCGUCGGAAUUGGAGCAGCUGGUGCUAGUGGUUCUGGAAACCUAUCAGGAACUCCAGGUGGAGUCGUUCCUGGGAGCGGUGGCAGCAAUGCCACAAAUACAGGCAACGGUUGGGGCGAUCCUCGUGAAAUUCGUCCACUGGCUGGAGGAGGUGGUGGAGGAAACAGCGCUGGCGCCGGUUCGAUGGAUAUUCGCAGUGUGGUGGUGGAUCAUCGUGGCGGUAAUGGCAGUGGAGGAGGAGGAGCAUCUUCGAACGAUCCACGCGAUAUUCGCAUGAUUGUUGAUCCAAUGCGAGAUCCCAUACGCGGUGAUCCCCGAGGAAUCUCUGGUCGUCUUAAUGGCACAUCCGAAAUGUGGGGACACCAUGCUCAAAUCUCGCAUAGCCAAAAUAUGCAGAACUUGAAUAAAAUGGCAGCUCCAACUGGAGUUGGAACCACUGGAGGAGGUCCUGGUCCUGGUCCCAAUUCCGUAUCUAACAAUAUAACCUCGCAGUGGGGUCCACCAACCCAGGGCGUUGGUGUUGUGAAAGACAUAUCGAAGCAGAUUUCAGGAUGGGAAGAGCCAUCACCACCGCCACAAAGAAGAAGUAUACCCAACUAUGACGAUGGUACCUCGUUGUGGGGACAACAGCAGCAAGGUCGUGUUGUCACCCCAGCUGCUGCCGGCGGUGGUGGUCAUUGGAAGGAUAUGACGGAUUCAAUUGGUGGACGUGGCAGCCACUUAAUGCGUGGCAAUGUUCCAACAGUUGGAGCUAAUCCCAUGACCAGUGUUGUAGUUGGACCACAAUCUCGAUUAGCAGCACAACAUAAACCGGAUAGUAAUAUGUGGAUGCAGAGCGGUGGUGUAAGGAAUCCUUCAGGGGUAGUGACUAAUACUUGGGGUGAUGAUGCCCAUGGCGCAACCAGUAGUGUUUCCUCUGUCAACAAUUGGUCGGAUGAGAAGGCCAAUCAAUCUUGGAGCGAUUGGGGAAGUAAUAAUAAGCCAAGCAAAGCAUCUACAUCCGGAUGGAGCGGCGCCGGUGUUGGAACUAUGGAUGGUGUUGUGGAACUCGGCAACGAUUGGAAUCCACAUGGGGUUAGUGGAAUCAUUGGCAAAACCCAACAACAGCAAAAGCUCGUUGGAAUGGUUAAUGUGAUCAACUCUGAUAUGAUUAAGCAAAGUAAACAGUAUAGAAUUCUCGUCGAGAAUGGCUUCAAAAAAGAAGAUGUCGAACGCGCAUUAAUCACAGCGAAUAUGAAUAUUGAGGAGGCAGCCGAUAUGUUGCGCAUCGGAACAUCCUCAACAUCAUCGUUGGCCAUGGACGGGUGGCGGCGACAGCAGCAACACGAUGACGGGCUUGUCGGAUCCUCCUACUCCGACCACUCGGGCACAGCGACAGGAGGGAGUGGUGGAGGAGGCGGAUUCGCUGGACGAUAUCCAGUUGUUGGCAGCGGAGGACAGCAGCCUUCAAUAGGGUUUUCUCAUAAUAAUCCAAUGAAUAAUAUGAGUAAUACAGCUGUUACUAGCGGUGGCAAUAACAAUGCCAACAAUAUGACCGCCUUGCAAGUGCAAAAGUAUUUAAAUCAAGGUGGAGGACCACAUGGCCCUCAACCGGUUGUUGGAAAUGCGGUAUCUUCGGUGGUAUCUGUGGGAUUUGGUGGCCAACAAAAUACAUCAAAUGCAGCAGGAGUGGUCGGAGGAGCUGGAGUUGGAGUUGGCGUAGCAGCAGGGGCAGGCGUAGCUCCUGUUAAUUUAACAUCGGCAAAUACAAACAAUCAACAGCCGUCAGGACAGCAGAUACGGAUGUUAGGCCAGCAAAUACAAUUGGCCAUUCACAGCGGGUUCAUAUCCAGUCAGAUAUUAACUCAGCCGCUAACACAAACAACAUUGAAUCUGUUGAACCAAUUACUUAGCAAUAUUAAGCACCUUCAAGCUGCCCAGCAGUCGCUUGCUCGUGGCGGGAAUGCAAAUCCAAUGGCGGUUAAUGUGGCCAUUUCCAAGUACAAGCAGCAAAUUCAAAAUUUACAAAACCAAAUAAAUGCACAACAGGCGGUGUAUGUUAAGCAACAACAACAGCAGCAAAAUAUGCAACCAAAUUCACAACAGCAGCAACAGCAACAACAACCGCAACAACAUCCCCCGGCACAUAUGAAUACUUCUAACAAUGAUUAUCUUAGGGGUCACGACGCGAUUAAUAAUUUGCAAAAUAACUUUACCGAGCUCAAUUUAAAUAAGUCAUCUGGUGGCUACCAAGGUGCGUCCAAUCAACAAUCCCGUUUAAAUCAGUGGAAGCUUCCAGUAUUAGACAAGGAUAUCAUAAUAAAUCCGGAUAGUUCAGAUUUUUCACGUGCUCCCGGUGCCACAAAGCAAAAUUUGACAAGUAAUUCAAGCAAUGUUACCUCCUUGGGCUUACAAAAUGAUGGUACUUGGUCAACUGGUCGCAACAUAGCUGACGGUUGGCCCGAUCCUACAUCUGAUAAUGAGAAUAAAGACUGGUCAGUAGUUGCUCAUCAGCAGCCAAGUUCGGCAGCAGCAGCAGCAACUGCAUACACCGAUUUGGUACAAGAGUUUGAGCCGGGGAAACCUUGGAAGGGUUCUCAGAUUAAGAGCAUAGAAGAUGAUCCCAGCAUUACACCUGGUAGCGUGGCACGAUCUCCCUUAUCCAUCAAUCCGACGCCAAAAGAUGCUGACAACAUAUUAUUCACCAAUACUACAACGACAGCUACAAGCAAAAACUCACCGACUGACUUGCCGCCAUUAAGUUUAUCGUCAUCUACAUGGAGUUUUAAUCCAAAUCAAAAUUUUCCAAGUUGGUCGGACAACACUCAACAAUGCGCUGCCACCUCAGAGCUUUGGACAAGCCCUUUAAAUAAAUCUUCGUCGCGGGGUCCGCCGCCCGGAUUGACUGUCGCUGCAAAUAAAUCUGGCAACGGUGUCGGUAGCACAUCGUCCACACCUUCUUCAACAGCAAAUGGCUGGCUACAGCAGACCCCACGAAGUGGAGGUGGCCAAACAACAAAUGCAACUUGGACUUCUUCUAGCGGCAAUUCAUCUGCAUGGGGCUCCAGUUGGUUACUACUUAAAAAUCUAACAGCUCAGAUUGAUGGGCCCACAUUACGUACAUUGUGUAUGCAGCAUGGUCCCCUUAUAAAUUUUCAUCUGUAUCUAAGCCAAGGUAUUGCCUUAUGUAAAUAUGCAACGCGCGAAGAGGCCAACAAGGCGCAAAUGGCUUUAAACAAUUGUGUUCUGGCCAACACAACUAUAUUUGCCGAAUCUCCAAGCGAUAACGAAGUGCAGAACAUAAUGCAGCAUUUACCACAACAACACGGAUCUACUCCCUCGGUAAACUCGAGUGCUGGAAGUAAUACAAGCACUUCGGCUCAAUCAAAUAGCAGUACCGUCACCACCAACGGAAAUGGCAACAGCGGCAGUGGCAAUGGCAAUAGCAGUAACAGUGGAAACGGUGCUUCUGGGAGCAAUGCGAACUCAAACUCUAGUGUGAGCAGUUCGAAUCUACUUAAUUCUACUGCUGGUGGAGGUGGAAAUGUUUCAAAUGUCUCAAGUGUAACCAGCACAGGUACGAGUUCGGUUAAUGCAGCAAAUAAUGGCGGUGGAACGGUGGGAAGUGGAAAUACCGUUUCUGGUUCAAAGAGUAGUGGAAACUCUUCUAGCAAUGUAGGCAACAGCAGCAGCAGCAGCACAAAUAAUUCGCAAUGGCGCCAAACUAGCCAAAAUCAAGCAAGACCAUCCGGCCGAGAAGCGGACUUUGAUUAUGUAUCUCUUGUUUAUUCCAUUGUUGAUGAUUAAAAUGAUCAUCUUUGACUAUAUCGCAUUCUGUGACCAUAAAACACAAACCCAACAAAAGCUUCAAAAUGAUUCAAUAGUAAAGACCAUGUUGUGAAGAUGAAAAAUAUAAUACAUAUAUGUAUGUAUAAAUAUAUGUACGUAUAUGUAUUUAUACAUACAUAUAAUAUAUAAUAUGGAUCCGACUGAUAGACGAAAAUGGACUUAGAAUUUUUUGUAUGAUGCCCGUAAAUUUAUUUUUCUUCAUCGCGUUCAUAGAUAUUUAAAACAAAACUUGUAUCUGUGUAAGUUAACAUUUAAUCAAAGAUAUAUAUAUAUAUAAAAAACUUUAAAGCAAGCAAGCAUAACCUUCCUAUUUAAGUAAAAGUGAUUGGACUCUUGAUUCUUAAAAUGGAAAUAUAGAAAUUCUCGGCAAGGUAUAAAAUAUAAUGUCUGUGCAUUAAAAACUCAUAUAAUGUACGCAUCUUGACAUUAUAUAUACUUCUUAAUGCAUAUGUGUGUUAUAUGGAAAAUGUAUGUAGCUAUAUCUAUUUUCCUAUAACGAACUGAAGUCGAGUGAAUGUGGCGCGGUAGCAUAUAAUUCAGGGACACCGUCUUAAUUUAAUUAUCAUAAUCUCUGAAGCCUUGACAUAGGAGCAAAACAGAGAAUUGUACUAAAGGAUGCAUAUGAUGUACAUAUAUAUAUGUA